This is a messenger RNA of Fukomys damarensis (Damara mole-rat), 1443 nucleotides long. It is a transcript of the gene Sit1, whose product is annotated as signaling threshold regulating transmembrane adaptor 1. Gene Ontology annotation, molecular function: kinase binding. The record is from RefSeq and is a predicted model, not a curated record. NCBI's taxonomy places the organism in Eukaryota, Metazoa, Chordata, Mammalia, Rodentia, Bathyergidae. Gene Ontology annotation, cellular component: plasma membrane. Gene Ontology annotation, biological process: T cell homeostasis; regulation of T cell activation; signal transduction.
AGGAAGGACAGGGCUGGAUAGAUCCACACCUGGGGAAGUUGUCAGAGUUUACCUCAUCACAGGCAGGCUGUGUGGAGAAAACAGGUUGACCUCAAACUCCUGUGCUCCAACACUGAACUCCGAAAUACCGAGGACUACAGCUUUGCCACCACCACCACCAGUAUCGAGGAUGCUGAGCUGUGAGGGCCGGGGCCCGGGAAGGGAUGGUUGUAAGAGGGGCUGUGGCAGCUGUCAGGCCAUGAAUGUGGCCAACCCUCAGCUCAGCGCCGUGUGCUUAUGGACCAGGUUCACAUCAGCAGUCAUGAGCAAAGGUGACAACUACAACUGCACGGAUCCACCAGUGUUGGGAUUCCCCUCCAUAAGCCAGGCUUGGGGAUUGUGGGCCCUCUUAGGGGUUGUGACACUCCUGCUUCUCAUCUCACUGGCUGUUCUCUUCUUCCAAUGGGCCAGUGGCAGGAACAGAAGCCAGCCAGGGCAGGGACGCUCUGGAGGGUCUGUGGAAGAGGUGCCCCUGUAUGGGAACCUGCACUAUCUACAGACAGGACGGCUGUCACAAGAGCCAGGGCCAGGCCAACAGGAUCCAUCCUCUGGAGGCUCUGCCAAGGUUAUGGAGGAGGUCAUGUGCUACACCAGCCUGCAGCUGCCGCCUCCUCAAGGCCGGAUUCCCAGCCCUGGGACUCCCAUCAAGUACUCCGAGGUGGUGGUAGACUCUGAAUCAAAGCCCCAGGCGGCAGACACCGAGCCGGAGCUCUAUGCCUCAGUAUGUGCCCAGGCCCGCAGAGCCCGGGCCUCCUUCCCGGAUCAGGCUUAUGCCAACAGCCAGCCUGUGCCCAGCUGAGGAGGGCCUGGCAUGGGGGGGCAUAUGCGUGGCCUGCCUCCCCCAUUAGAGAGGCUCCUGGUGCCAUGUUUGGAGGAUGCCUGUUUCCCAGCCACCCCGCAGGACAGCAAUCCAUUGCCCAGUCAGAGGUGAUGAUCUACCCAAAACUUCCUAUGUAAGUUGUGAGGGAAACAUCUCAGGGUAUGGCCAUCCUCUCCCUGGCUUCCAGAGGAUGGAGGCAGCAAAGGGAGCGGCCCUAUCUCCACUUUUCUUUUCUACUUAUUUGUCUCAGCCCCAAACUCCUAGGGUCUCACUUCUUCCUCCUGAAAUUUAACCAUAUCCUCCCCACCCCCUCCCCCAGAGCCUACUCUCACCUUAGGCACCGGAAGUGGGCAGCCACCAGGGAGGAGUAAGAACCUGAGAGGAUGUGGGUGGGUAUCAUCCUUGGGAGCCCACAGACUGGAAGGGUCUUAAGGACCUGUAGACCUGAGCAACCCAAGCCUGGCUUCUGACCUGAGGACGCGGCAGGAAAAUACAGUCUCCAUGCUGGUUUCUCUGUCAUGUCUCCUACUUUUCAAAUAAAACUUCAACUUGUGUUCAGAUUAUUAUCUAGAAGGCUGUAGACC